Messenger RNA from Folsomia candida, 1076 nucleotides. RefSeq lists its product as uncharacterized. The record is from RefSeq and is a predicted model, not a curated record. Bases 259 to 741 code for a protein of 160 amino acids. Lineage: Eukaryota; Metazoa; Arthropoda; Collembola; Entomobryomorpha; Isotomidae. The transcript is spliced from 5 exons.
GAAGGACGAUUGCACAUGUUCACGACUAGAAGAAACCUUUUACUUUCUAUAGAUUCAUUCAGUAACAUUGGAGUGUGCAGUAUGUUACAUUAUUAUGGUGACUGAUAAUAAUUAUUGUACUCAUGCACUGAUUCACAGGAACAGUUAGCAAGAUGAGUUAGUUAUUGUGCAUUGAAUGGGCUACCAGUUUAAAAAUAUACAACUUUUUCACCGAAAUAUUACCAAUAGAACAAAUGAAAGUAUUCUCAACUUCUCAUAAUGAAUAACUUGAUCGGAUUUGAGAAUGAUCGAUGGUACAAAAUCGUGAGUGUUGCAGAUAACACGGUGGUGCAAGUCGAAGGGACCAAAUUAAUUUGUGCCCCGGAGGAUGAGACUAAGCGAGACUAUCAAAGGUUCCAAGCAAUUGCUCAAGAUGACGGAAACUAUCGGCUAACCUCAAAGUUUCAAAAAAGCACAAAUUUUAUCCAAGUUUGGGACUUUCUUCCCCAUCGCUCUCUUCUCAUACAAAAAAAAAAAAGUGCAGCAGAAAUCUCGACGCAGAUAUGGAAAUGUGAAAAUGUGUUUGGAUUAAAUUGUAUAUUUUUCGUUAUUUCGGUGCCGACUCCAAAUAAGUGUUUGAAAAACAUGAAUUCUUCAGAGAAAGGAACUGGACAGCAAAUUAAAGUCGUGGAGAAGACGGAUGCCCAAAUGACCGGUGAUUCGUACACGCAUUGGCGACUCGAUCCAGAACCAUUAGCUUAAUGAUAAUAUUUAGUAUAAUUGGAAUUUCCCCAUAAUUUCAAAUAAUUCAUGUCAGUAUUUUUAAGCAUCUACAAAUAUGUAUUAUUUAAUUUAGCAACUGUUGGCACUAUUUACCUGUGAUAUAAAUAAGUUAAUAUGUAUAUAUACUUAUGUAGGCAUGCAGUCAAAAUACGCAUUAUUUUUUAUUUUCAAUUUUGUAAUCUUUAGUAUUCAAAUGUAAUACCGUCCUGACCAACUGCCUAUACAUGUAGUAACUGCAAUAAUCUGAUGGUGCAGAUAAUCAUUAAUCACAGAAAUAUGAUAAUAAUAAAUUCUCAGAAUAAUCAAACGCUAAA